This is a messenger RNA of Rhododendron vialii, 784 nucleotides long. RefSeq lists its product as uncharacterized. The coding region runs from base 232 to 408 and encodes 58 amino acids. The record is from RefSeq and is a predicted model, not a curated record. Lineage: Eukaryota; Viridiplantae; Streptophyta; Magnoliopsida; Ericales; Ericaceae. The transcript has 3 exons.
UUAUUUUCUCUGCUUUAAAACAGCAAAUAGGCAUUGCAUCGUGAAUUCGGCCUACCACAAAUCUCCCACUACUUUCUUCAGCGUUUGCUCGUGGUCCUCAUCCCUGGCUAUGCCACUGAAACCAAGCAUGUGUUAUUCCACUCUUUGGAGCACAUAUUAUCUUUGUCUCUGCCUCUACCGCAACGGUUGUUUAAUUUCUGAUAUAAAAUUCCCAGGUCUUGGCAGUAACAGAUGGGAGGUAGAGGAGUUAUCAGUGAUAAAUGGUCCAUGAGGGUUCUUUGGCUUUGUGCCCUUGGAAGUGCAGUCGGCCUAUACAUGGUUGCGGUAGAAAGGCAAACGCAGAACCGGGCACGAAUGAUGGCUGAAGCUUUGAAAGAAUCAAAUGCUGACAUGGGGGAGGAAGUUUAAGUUCAUACUUGUCUAAAUGUCAACACAAAUGGUUCAUUUCUUUUUCCUGUUGUAGGUGUCGGUCAAGGUUUGAGUCCUCUGUUGGGUUUUACCAAUCUCGCGUUUAACUUUCGAAGUAUUUGUGUCUUGAGGAGUAAGAAAUGAUACAGGAGACUGGCUUUGUGUUCAAUGAAGCUCCUUUUCAGUAUGAGAUGUCUGAAUAGGUACCGGAUAACGUGGAUUUUUGGAUAUUUAGGCAAGGAUUCAUUUGGAUAUUUAGGCAAGGAUUCAUUUUUCCAAAUGCAUUAGCCCGGACUGGUAUCUUGUUGGAAAUUGACUCAUUGCUCUGAAUAGUUUUUGGCUGCAAAUAAUACCUUAUAACUGCUAUUUCAAUGCA